Bombyx mandarina (wild silkworm) is the source of this 725-nucleotide messenger RNA. RefSeq names its product CLIP domain-containing serine protease B4-like. Gene Ontology annotation, molecular function: serine-type endopeptidase activity. The record is from RefSeq and is a predicted model, not a curated record. NCBI's taxonomy places the organism in Eukaryota, Metazoa, Arthropoda, Insecta, Lepidoptera, Bombycidae. Gene Ontology annotation, biological process: proteolysis.
AAUAAUACGGAUGUUUUAAAUUUUAAAAUUGCAACACUGAGAUUGUCGAACAUUGAAUUGCCACAAAUCUGUCUGCAGGUGUUACGGAGUUUUCCCCACAAAACAAGUGCGAGAAGUUCAUAAUGACUUUUUUAAAUAUUAUAUCAAUUGCGAGUUGUAUCCCUUCACUGCUGCUCAUACUGCUGGUGUCAGCUCAAACGAAGCCGCAGCACGCGCUGGUGUCUCCGUGCCCUAGUGUCUUCGAAUACGACACAAGCAUACAGCAUCCAGGUAGAUGGUACGGCGUUAUCAAGCUAUCAAGCGACUACACUAUGCACUCGUUGUGGUUAAGAGUACAUUUCGACAACCAUACUAUCGCGUUUAAGAACUGCUUAGGAAGCGUGACGCAGGAGAACAUAUUCGAAUUUAUGAUCAACAGAACGGAUUUCGUAAUCAACCCCGGCGAAGUGAAGAAAGUACAGUUUUAUGUUGAAUAUAAGGUUACGAUGGCUCCGCCUAAAGUAAAAUAUAUAUUGUUUAAUGGACACAAAAUAUGCGGGCCGUCAGACCCUUCGAUCCUGCGACGUUCACAGUAUCGUUAUCACGGGACUGAUAUGACUGGAUGUCCUUACCGACCAGGUGCUCCGCCACCAUCCUCGGAGGAGGAAACUUCUAGAAACUCAACAAAUCAUAUACAAAGCACUACCAAGGCCGGCGUGGAGUCUAAUUCAACAAAAAAGAUGUAA